AUGACAGAUGGUAUUCAGUCGAGAAUCCCACCUAAUCUACCCGAAACGCCAGACGCGAGAAUGUGGAAAGCAACUCUACUAAUAGUGGCGGCCAUCAGCCUAAGCACCGUCCUAGGAGCCUCCGUAUAUGACGCUUAUCCACAGCUUAAACAAUUCAAGGCACAGGAUGCCUUCAGCUAUGAGUGGAAUACGACCGAGGAAUGGAGAUGUCCUCUUUUCAAAGAACGGCAGCUUAGAACCAGAUUGAAAGUUCUAAAAGCGGGAAAAUGCAUUCAUAAGGCCGUUACCAAUACUCUCAAUGGGCCAGGAGUUUCUUGUUGUGGCAUUCAAGGCAAGUGUGAUUUCAGGAGGGACAUUAGUUACUCACGUACCAGAUCGGCAACCGAUGGAUGGAAGGCAGGGAUGCAAGCAAAAUUUGGAGGUUCAGGAGUAACCGGAGAAUGGACGUUUACAGCGGAGUACUCCGGGUCCAUUACGGAGUCUGCGGGCAAGACAGAUGGCACCAGCAUGGGAUGGACACAGCUUGAGCCUGGGUGGAUCUAUGUGCCAAAGAUUUCGUUCUUGGAAGUGCACUGUACAGCUAUAGUCUACGAAGAUUCUCCUACGAUAUUCGGCCCAAAGACGGACGGCCCCUUGUGGAUCGAGGACCACCACACAGACGGCACCAUUGACUCCGACUAUGAAUUGAUGUGGCUCACAAUCCCCGAAGACAGGAUGUGCCAGAUUCCGGAAGGCAUACUGUGGUGGGGCAAGCAUGAUAAAACAAUGCAAAUUCCUGGAAACGUCUUAUUGAGACCGAAGGAGGAACAGGGUAGUGGGUUGAAAAUGCAUGAUCGGUAUCGGGAUUUUUGGAGGAGAAGCGAAUUGAGCUUUCCAGUUCUGGACAGCAGUGGGAAUAUACUCUCCGUUUACGGCCUUGAAAAACUGACCUGCGACAAAGCGGCUGGUUAUGUCGAAGAUGAAGACGGUUACUUACAACACUCGGCUGUCUUAUUCAUUAAUGGAACGAAGCGUCGAGAGAUAAUUGAGGAAGAGAUUGGAAAGCAUGCCCUACAUGAUGAGCUGUAA
Molecule: messenger RNA, 1068 nt
Organism: Aspergillus piperis CBS 112811
Lineage: Eukaryota; Fungi; Ascomycota; Eurotiomycetes; Eurotiales; Aspergillaceae
Exons: 2
Coding region: 1-1068 (355 amino acids)
Source: RefSeq, a predicted model, not a curated record